Exophiala spinifera is the source of this 1623-nucleotide messenger RNA. RefSeq lists its product as uncharacterized. Bases 1 to 1623 code for a protein of 540 amino acids. The record is from RefSeq and is a predicted model, not a curated record. NCBI's taxonomy places the organism in Eukaryota, Fungi, Ascomycota, Eurotiomycetes, Chaetothyriales, Herpotrichiellaceae. The transcript is spliced from 4 exons.
AUGUCUGGAUCGCAUUCGAGAUCUCUGUCACGAACAAGUUUGGAGGUUCCCAGGAAGAGUAUUGAAUUGGUUGAUCCCGGUGCACAUGAACUAUCCUCAGAAGGGGAAGAAGAUCACUUUUCCGACGCCUCGGAAGGCCAAAAACGAUCGAGACCAGUGACUCCUGUCUCUCCCAUUCCAAGGACUCGCAUAGAGAAAGUCGAUGACGAGCCAAGUUACGGCGAGGUCCCUGGGACUCCUGCAUAUGACAAGCGAGCCCUAGAUGCGGUGCCUGAUGAGGUAGAGAUACUCUCCCCGAACAGGAGUCGGGGAGUUUCCAUUGAACGCCCAACCACACCUGGGGGCACUCUCAUACCGCGAACUGUUGUCGAGAAGCUCGACCCCGAAUCGCCCAGUUAUGGCGAGGUCCCGGGCACUCCAGCAUAUCAACAAAGACAAAUGGAUGCCGCUCCCGACGUUAUCCUGAAGACGCCCGAUCCGACAAAGAGACGGCCGAUCGAAGAUGACACACAGCGAGAACGUCCCCCUUCUAAUGUUGCAGUACCUGAAACAAUCGUCUUCAGAGUAGAUUCCGAGCCUGCGCACGGCGAGGUACCUGGGACAGAGGCAUACAAGAAGCGGGCUCUUGAUGCGGCACCCGACAUUGUGGAAAAGAAGAGUGAUGAAUCAGGUAAUUCUAGUUCCAGACGAAGAUCCACACUUCAAAAUAACAGUAACGAAAGUAAUGAUUUCGGAGACGAUUUUGACGAUUUCGAGGAAGGUGGACAGGCAGGAGCAGAUGACGACUUUGGGGACUUCGAUGAUGAGUUUCAGGAACCUGAAGUUGAAGCUGAAGAUGCUACGGCAUCGCCUGUAUCUACCUCUCAAUCCAAUCAAAUACCUCCCCAACCCUUUCCUUUGAUCGACUUCAGCAAGCUCUCGUCUGUUCCAGAGCUAUUCGCUGUUACGCAGGCUCACCUGGAUGCCAUGUUUCCCUCUUCUACAACCGAAAAGCUCUCAUUUAUAACACAACAAGAACCCGUUCCAGACGACUCACCGAUUUUUCCCUCCGACAGAUCACGCUCCCUCUGGAAACAACUGAUAACUCCUCCACCACUUCAGUCGCCCAAUUGGACACAGUCAAGGAUACGACGGCUCUUCUUGAUCAGCCUUGGUGUUCCCGUCGACCUGGACGAAAUCCUUCCACCUUCAAAGCAGAAGAAACUCAUCCUCCCCGAUAUUAACCUGGAACCUUCUUCACGACAGUCAGAAUCUGACAGAACACUAGGAUCCGUGGCUCGGCUGAAAGCCCGAGCAGCCAAUGACUCUACAGGCUCAGUGGACAGUACACAAUCUGGAUCUGCUAAAGAACGACGGUCUAGGAGACCGAAAGGCCCGCCACCACCUCCCGAAUUAGACUUGAUGGCCGUGAAGCGUCUGUGUGCGACAACGGACGAGAAAUUGGACGGCUUAACGGACGAGGAAAUGAAGGAUCACGUGAAAGAGCUACAGGACGUCACUGAAAGGACUUUGGAACUUUUAGAGUAUUGGCUCAAGCGGCGGGAUGGCUUGCGGAAGGAGAAAGAAGCCUUCGAAGAAGUCAUUGAGAAUCUCGUCAGACAUGCGAGGAGAGUGAGGAAGUAG